AUGUAUGUGAAGAUAGAGAGUGAACGACUACGAUACUUGCGAUUCAAUCAACAGAAGCUACGUGCGGAAGAAUAUAUUCACUUGCGAGAUGCUAUUGUGAACAACGCUGACACUGCCGAAAUUGGUAACUCUGUUAUCUUACCAUCAUCGUACAUAGGUAGUCCACGUCACAUGCAAGAAUACAUACAGGAUGCUAUGACUUUCGUGCGUGAAUAUGGACGACCGUGUCUUUUUAUUACUUUUGCAUGUAAUCCAAAAUGGCCGGAAAUUACAUCGUUGCUAUUACCAGGACAAAAUUCAAUACAUCGUCAUGACAUUACAGCACGUGUGUUUAAACAAAAAUUAAAGUCUUUAAUCAACUUUAUUACCAAAUUGCAUGUGUUUGGCCCCACACGUUGUUGGAUGUAUUCAGUUGAGUGGCAAAAGCGUGGAUUACCUCAUGCUCACAUUUUAAUUUGGUUCGUCGACCAAAUACGUGCUGAUGGCAUCGAUAGUUUGAUUUCUGCAGAGAUUCCAGAUCCGUCUACUGAUCAAUUACUAUUCGAUAUUGUUACUACAAACAUGAUUCAUGGUCCGUGCGGAAAUCUGAAUCCUUCAUCAUCUUGCAUGGUGGACGGAAAAUGUACAAAGCGUUUUUCUAAAGAUUUUACUAACGAUACGGUCACACAUGUUGACGGAUAUCCAAUAUAUCGUCGAAGAAGUACCGAAAAUAGCGGACAAUCUUUCGUUAAAACUAUCAACAACGCAGACAUCGACAUUGAUAAUCGUUGGGUGGUACCAUAUUCACCUUUGCUGAGCAAAACAUUCGAUGCUCAUAUUAAUGUUGAGUUAUGCAGUUCGGUGCAGAGUAUCAUAUAUAUUUGCAAGUAUGUGCAUAAAGGAAGCGAUAUGGCUGUAUUUAGGGUUGAAAAUACUAAUGUUCAUUCUCCUCCGUUGAAUCAAAAUGAUGAAAUUACGAUUUACCAAAUUGGCCAGUAUAUCAGUUCCAAUGAAGCUGUCUGGCGUAUUUUCGAUUUCCCAAUUCAUGAACGGGAUCCAGCAGUUAUCCAUUUAGCUGUCCAUCUUGAAUACGGCCAGCGCGUAUAUUUCACGAACGAUACAGCGCUUGAUCGUGCUAUAAAUCCACCAAAAACUACGCUCACUGAAUUUUUUGAACUGUGCAAUCGUGCGGAUGCUUUUGGUGCCUUCGCGCAAACACUGCUCUAUUCUGAAGUUCCACGGUAUUUUACAUGGACUCAAUCGAAAAAAUGA
Cotesia glomerata is the source of this 1251-nucleotide messenger RNA. RefSeq lists its product as uncharacterized. Bases 1 to 1251 code for a protein of 416 amino acids. The transcript has a single exon. NCBI's taxonomy places the organism in Eukaryota, Metazoa, Arthropoda, Insecta, Hymenoptera, Braconidae. The record is from RefSeq and is a predicted model, not a curated record.